This is a messenger RNA of Cuscuta campestris, 1162 nucleotides long. Lineage: Eukaryota; Viridiplantae; Streptophyta; Magnoliopsida; Solanales; Convolvulaceae. The record is from the annotation of a GenBank genome assembly.
GCCGUCCUAGGCCCUUCUUACUUCCAGAAUCGGCAAAGACCCAAAGUCGCGCGAGAAACCCCAGCGCGGCCAGUAGCCAAAUCGAGAGAGAGAGAGAGAGAGGGAGCGCGCGCCGACCGCCAAGAUCCAGAGAACGCCGCCGGACGCCUCCGCUGCUCCGCACCCUCCAGAAUUCCCGCAUAGCGGUAGAGUUCAAAUGAAUCCAUUAACAUUAGUAAAGCGUAUCCAGAACAUAAAUGCAAAGGAAGCCGCAUUAGGUCUAUCCGAAGAUGCUUCGUGGCACGCCAAGUACAAAGAAUCAGCUUAUGUUUUUGUUGGUGGGGUCCCCUAUGACCUCACUGAAGGCGAUCUACUGGCCGUUUUUGCUCAAUAUGGCGAGAUAGUUGAUGUGAAUCUUGUUAGAGAUAAGGGUACUGGAAAGUCAAAAGGCUUUGCUUUCGUUGCUUAUGAGGACCAGAGAAGUACAAAUCUUGCUGUAGAUAAUCUGAACGGUGCGCAAAUUCUUGGACGAAUUAUAAGAGUGGACCACGCUAGUAACUAUAAGAAGAAAGAGGAAGAGGAUGAGGAGACGGCAAGGAAGAACAGAGAAGAAAGGGGUGUGUGCCGUGCCUUUCAAAAGGGAGAAUGCAACAGGGGAGAUGGAUGCAAGUUUUCUCAUGAUGAACAAAGAGCUGCAAACACGGGUUGGGGACGUGAAGAAGAUAGACGUUCGAAAUGGGGGCAUGAAAACCAUAGUGACGUGCACAAGGAGCAUAAAAGAGUAGAUUCAGUAGAUAGGCACAGUGGAGGUGUUGAGAAGAGGCAACCAAAGCUAAAAGAAAAGGAAAUUGACAAGGAAGACUACUAUGGCGAACCAAGGUCACCGAGAGAUCGUGACAGGAUGUAUGAGAAAACAAGGAGGCACCACGAUCACGAUUCGAGAUCAAGGAAGCACGAGAAUGAUCGGAGGUCAAGGGAAGACAGUGAUAGGAGAGAGAGAUCAAGAAGACGCGAUUAAGUGGUUGGUUAUGGACCAUUUAGGGGACAGAGGUAAAGUGGUGAAUUUUUCCUUGAUGUUGAUUUUCUUGUGACCCUUGCAAAGUACACCCACCCACCAUUGGUGUGUUGAUCUGGUCUGCCCUUAAUGAUGGAUCAUGAUUGAUGACUACAAACAGUUGUAUGU